Molecule: messenger RNA, 2755 nt
Organism: Ricinus communis (castor bean)
Lineage: Eukaryota; Viridiplantae; Streptophyta; Magnoliopsida; Malpighiales; Euphorbiaceae
Product: DEAD-box ATP-dependent RNA helicase 21
Exons: 2
Coding region: 159-2303 (714 amino acids)
Biological process (GO): mRNA splicing, via spliceosome
Cellular component (GO): catalytic step 2 spliceosome
Molecular function (GO): RNA helicase activity; RNA binding; ATP binding
Source: RefSeq, a predicted model, not a curated record
UGGUCGGUUGCAAUCUCUUAAAUAUCAUUGCCACAUCCUCUGCUAACAAGCACACAGUAAUAUCGCCUUGAGUUUCUGGAAGCAUCUGAUCGAAUCCUCUCUGUUCCCCUCCUGCAAUUAACCAAGCGAACCCUUUCUCCAAAACCCUCACACCCACCAUGAAACGCUCCAUCGAAGACCCAAUCGCCACCAGCAAUUCCAAAAAACCAGUUUUCUUGACUAAAGAACAGCGCGAACAGUUAGCCCUCGAGCGCCGUCAAGAAGAAUUUCAACAGCAAAAGCUCCGCCAGCAGCAACUUCUCUCCCAACUCCGCUCCUCCAACGACCCUAACAAAUCCUCUGAUUCUGACCGCCACAAGGACCGGGACCGUGACCGUGACCGUGACCGUGACCGAGACCGAGACCGAGACCGGGACCGUGAAAGGGAUCGUGAUAGAGAGCGUGAUAGAGAGCGUGACAGAGAGCGUGAGCAAGACCGCGAGCGAUCCUCACGCCGUGAGCGGGAGAGAGAAGAGGAGACGAAGUCAAGAGAGCGUGCUCGUGUAGAGAAGGUAGCUGAAAGAGAGCGUGAAAAGGAGUUGGAUGCAAUUAAAGAGCAGUAUUUAGGGUCUAAAAAACCUAAAAAGAGGGUAAUUAAACCUAGUGAAAAGUUUCGAUUCUCGUUUGAUUGGGAAAACACUGAGGAUACAUCUAGAGAUAUGAAUUCUUUGUAUCAAAACCCUCACGAGGCACAAUUAUUAUUUGGUCGAGGGUUUCGCGCAGGUAUGGAUAGAAGGGAACAGAAAAAACUUGCUGCCAAGAACGAAAAGGAAAUGCGCGAAGAGAUUCGAAAAAAAGAGGGCGUGGAAGAGAGGCCCGAAGAGGCUGCAGCAAGAAGGCUUAAAGAAGAAGCAGCUGAUUUGUAUGAUACAUUCGAUAUGAGAGUUGAUAGACAUUGGUCAGACAAGAAGCUUGAUGAAAUGACUGAGAGAGAUUGGAGGAUUUUUAGAGAAGAUUUUAAUAUUUCUUAUAAGGGUUCCAAGAUUCCUCGGCCAAUGAGAAGUUGGCCUGAAAGUAAAUUAACUCCUGAGCUGUUGAAAGCAGUUGAGAGAGCUGGGUAUGAGAAGCCAUCUCCUAUUCAAAUGGCGGCUAUUCCAUUAGGAUUGCAACAACGCGAUGUGAUUGGUAUUGCUGAGACUGGUUCUGGUAAGACUGCUGCUUUUGUUUUGCCUAUGUUAACUUAUAUAUCUAGGUUGCCUCCUAUGAGUGAGGAUAAUGAGGCUGAGGGACCUUAUGCUGUUGUCAUGGCACCUACUCGUGAAUUGGCUCAACAGAUUGAGGAUGAGACUGUCAAGUUUGCUCAUUAUUUGGGUAUUAAAGUGGUUUCUAUUGUUGGUGGACAGUCCAUUGAGGAACAAGGUUUUAGAAUUAGGCAAGGGUGUGAGGUUGUUAUUGCUACUCCAGGUCGUUUGCUUGAUUGCUUGGAGAGGCGUUAUGCUGUUUUAAAUCAGUGUAAUUACGUUGUUCUUGAUGAGGCUGAUCGGAUGAUUGAUAUGGGUUUUGAACCUCAAGUUGUGGGUGUAUUGGAUGCGAUGCCUUCGAGUAAUUUAAAGCCAGAAAAUGAGGAUGAAGAGCUUGAUGAAAAAAAGAUUUAUCGUACCACUUAUAUGUUCAGUGCUACUAUGCCACCUGCUGUGGAGCGGCUUGCAAGGAAGUAUUUAAGAAACCCCGUUGUGGUUAACAUUGGUACCGCUGGAAAGGCCACAGAUCUAAUAUCACAACAUGUAAUCAUGGUGAAGGAAUCGGAGAAAUUCUUCAAGUUACAGAGACUGCUUGAUGAAGCUGGAGAUAAGACAGCAAUUGUGUUUGUUAAUACUAAAAAGAAUGCAGACACUGUUGCCAAGAAUCUCGAUAAAGCGAAGUAUCGUGUGACAACUCUACAUGGUGGGAAGUCCCAGGAGCAAAGGGAAAUUAGUCUUGAAGGCUUUAGGACCAAGAAGUACACUGUACUUGUUGCCACUGAUGUUGCUGGUCGUGGAAUAGACAUACCUGACGUGGCCCAUGUCAUUAAUUAUGAUAUGCCUGGGAAUAUUGAAAUGUACACUCAUCGUAUUGGACGAACAGGCCGAGCUGGAAAAUCAGGUGUGGCUACCACAUUUUUGACUCUCCAUGACACUGAUGUAUUUUAUGAUCUCAAACAGAUGCUUGUUCAGAGCAAUAGUCAUGUGCCUCCUGAGUUGGCUAAACACGAGGCUUCAAAAUUCAAGCCAGGAACUAUUCCUGAUAGACCUCCUAGGCGAAAUGACACUGUUUUUGCUCACUAAGAAUUUUGAACAUUCACCAAAUGCCGGCUUCAACUCUUGUUGUAAUGGUAGCUGAAGCAUUGUUGAUUAUGGCUGCCAACAGGAACUGGCUCUUUUUCUGGAACAGAACUUUCUGAAUUUUAUUUAUGGAAGCGCCGUCCUAUAAGUGAUGUUACAUGACGUUUCUGAAAGAAGAAAUGGAUCCUAAUUUUUGAAUUCCAUAUUGGAUCUUCAAAUGUACCUUUCUUCUCUUGUUCCCUUCCUGUGGUUUGGUGGUUGCUGUUGGUGGUCUGCAACGCUUUCUACGGAAGUUUUGGGAAUUGCAGGUUUGCACUUUAUUAGAGGUAAAAUUGACACCUGAACGAACAUGAACAGAUUAAUAUAUGAUUUGAUUUUGUAGAUUUUUCUUGUAAUAAUGCUGUAAUACUUGGAAUAAUUAUGCUUAGUAAUGGCACUGCGUCGUUCAUCUCUUA